UUUGCAUCGAGUAGUUCUUGGAAAACCACAAAAAAGGAGAGUCGAAAGCCAAAAGGAGCUAUAUAUACUCAGAAAAAAUUUAUAGUCUGAUCAAUUGUUGCUAGAUUUUUCACCAUGGUUGCUUCAUUCCACAACUUUACUUUGGCUAUUGUUGCUUGUGCACUUGUCUUCUGUGUUCAAGUCACUCUAGGGAGCAUAACAUGCGAGAAUCUAAACAAGGACUCAUGCGCUUUUGCGAUUUCAAGUACUGGGAAGCGUUGCGUGUUAGAGAAACGUCUCCAAAGGAGUGGUGAAGAAGUAUAUACAUGUAAGACGUCGGAAAUUGAGGCUGAUAAGCUCAAAGACUGGAUUGAAACCGACCAGUGUAUUCAGGCUUGCGGUGUUGAUAGGAAUACUUUCGGAAUUUCUUCUGAUUCUCUCCUCGAGUGCCACUUUACCCAGAAGCUGUGCUCCCCUCAGUGCUACAAACAUUGCCCUAAUAUUAUUGAUCUCUACUUCAACCUUGCUGCUGGAGAAGGUGUAUACCUUCCCAGAUUGUGUGAAGAACAAGGUGGAAAUGCACGCCGUGGAAUGGCGGAGAUCAAAAGCUCGGGAAUACUCGCACCAUCACCGGAAUCGGAAGUCAACUCCGCCAAUUUCAUGAUUACUCCGGCAAUGGCUCCAGCUUUCUAAAUUGAACUAGUAGUCGUACUCGCGCGAUGCGCGGUCAAUAUUAAUUAAAUUAAAUUGUGAUUGAGCUUGUUUGAACAUAUUAGAUCAUAUUACUUUAAUAAAUUUCAAUUGUCAUCUUAUUUGUCAAUAUGAUAUACCUAAUAAUAAAAUCUCGAUUAAAUUAAAGGGACUUAAUAUAGUCAUUGAAUAAUUUUUUUGUCA
Nicotiana tabacum (common tobacco) is the source of this 873-nucleotide messenger RNA. RefSeq lists its product as uncharacterized. Lineage: Eukaryota; Viridiplantae; Streptophyta; Magnoliopsida; Solanales; Solanaceae. The record is from RefSeq and is a predicted model, not a curated record.